AUGGAAAAAAUUAGAAAUUUGUAUCCCAAUGGAAAUGCAAUUAACUAUAAUACAUACUUGAAGGACUUGCACAUAAAUGAUACAAGAAAACUACAUAAUGAAAAUUUUAAACUGCACUCAAAAUUAAAUUACAAUGAAGAUAAUUUAAUAAGAAAUAAUAGUUAUAUUUUUAAAGGAAAUGUAUAUAGUCAACCAUUUAUUUAUAAAAAAUUGAUUGUAUUUGAUUAUGAUGAUACUAUAUUACCAACUAGUUGGAUAACUAUAAAAAUGAAAUUAACCUUAUAUGACAUUAUUCCUGUUCAUCUAAAACAGUUGUUUAAUAAAUUAAGUAAUGUUGUAAUUAAUACAUUAAGCUUAUGCUUAACACAAGGAAAACUAGUUAUUGUAACAAAUGCAAGUCUAGAAUGGUUAAUUAACUCCGCUAAAAAAUUUAUUCCUGAAGUUUGGUCAUUUAUUACUCAGAACAAUAUAAGAAUAAUAUCGGCAAGAGAUAGAUUAAUUAAUUCACUAAUAGACCCAAAGGAUUGGAAAAAAAUUAUAUUUCAUCAAAUAAUUAAUGAAGUUUUAUCACCAUAUUUAUACAAUACGUCAUUCAUAUGUUUCAUAUAUUCAGUUGGUGAUGGAAAUGAUGAAAGAAAUGCUUGCUUUUUUAUUUCUCAACUAAAUCAAUAUUCAUCAUGUAUUUUUAAAUCUCUGAAAUUUUUAUCUGAACCAACAUGUCAAAAACUUAUAGCUGAACAUGAAUUAUUUUAUUAUUUUUUCAAUAGUACUAAUAAUAAUGCUUCAUGUAGUAAUAAUAUUGUUAAUAAUAAUAUUCUAAGUAAAAAUUGUAAUUCUGUUAAAAAUACAUAA
Plasmodium gallinaceum is the source of this 852-nucleotide messenger RNA. RefSeq names its product HAD domain ookinete protein, putative (gene HADO). The coding region runs from base 1 to 852 and encodes 283 amino acids. The record is from RefSeq and is a predicted model, not a curated record. NCBI's taxonomy places the organism in Eukaryota, Apicomplexa, Aconoidasida, Haemosporida, Plasmodiidae. The transcript has a single exon.